This is a messenger RNA of Kuraishia capsulata CBS 1993, 660 nucleotides long. RefSeq lists its product as uncharacterized. The transcript has a single exon. NCBI's taxonomy places the organism in Eukaryota, Fungi, Ascomycota, Pichiomycetes, Pichiales, Pichiaceae. The record is from RefSeq and is a predicted model, not a curated record. Gene Ontology annotation, biological process: fungal-type cell wall organization. The coding region runs from base 1 to 660 and encodes 219 amino acids.
AUGAUUUUCAAUCAAAAAGUUCUUGGGAUUCUGCUAUUUUGGUUUAGUUUGGUGCUUAGUGCAAAAGUGACGACCACUUCGGCAACGCCAACCACGGCUCUCACGACGUCUACUACACCUACCACUACACCUACAACCACGGCACUCACAACCCCAACAACUUCCACUACCCCGACCACUACAGCUCUGACUAUACCAACCACAACAGCGCUGACUACACCAACUACAACAUCCCAGACAACCCCCACCACUUCAACCACGCCAACCUCCACCGCACUGACGACACCCACUACUUCUGAGUCAACCAGCUCUGAGCCAACAGAAAUAGCAUCCGCCAGCAAGACAACUGUUACUUCGGACACCUCGAAAACAGCUGCAACUACAGCGUCAUCUACAGUCCUGACCACACUCGAAUCUGCAAGUACCUCCGAAUCAGACUCAGAUGACUCGAGUUCAAUCGCGGCUUCGACUACCUGGGUUUGGGUCACAAAUACCGUUGAUGGUGUCACUGUAACUACAUCCUCGGCAUACCACCAAAAGUUUAGCUCGAUGUAUCGCACAAUCCAGAGUCCUUCCUCUGGUUCGAUCGGCUUAGGUACAAUCACUGGAACCGUGGGUGUUCUGAGGACCUACCGAACAGGCACCGUCUCCUCUAGUUGA